Molecule: messenger RNA, 4323 nt
Organism: Purpureocillium takamizusanense
Lineage: Eukaryota; Fungi; Ascomycota; Sordariomycetes; Hypocreales; Ophiocordycipitaceae
Product: Beta-N-acetylhexosaminidase
Exons: 4
Coding region: 2560-4311 (583 amino acids)
Biological process (GO): carbohydrate metabolic process; glycosaminoglycan metabolic process
Cellular component (GO): membrane
Molecular function (GO): beta-N-acetylhexosaminidase activity
Source: RefSeq, a predicted model, not a curated record
AUCAAUCGGCCGGUUGUCAGAGGCGGCUGUGAAACACGCAAGGUCAAAAACCCUCAUCUAGCCAUCCAUUCACCAUCCAUCCACCCAUCCAUCCACCCAUCCAUCCAUCCAUCAUCCGCGCUUCCGCACUUCCGUCGGGCGGGCCAGGGCACGCAAACAGCAGCACCGGCAGAUUACCGUACAGACCGCCGAAGGCUACGAGCGUGGGCCGCCCUGCAAGGAACUGCAUGCGCGCACACCAGCACACCACCACCAUGAUGAUCCUUGGAUCCCUCCCGCCCGAUCGAUCGACAGAGAGAGGGAGGGAGGGACCAGACGACCGCCCGACCAUUUCCCACGACAGGGUGCACCCUGGUACAUAGUGGUAACAAGCGCGGUAUACCUACGUAGUAGGUAUUCCUGCUAGUAACUGGCAGUGACGCCUCCGCGACAACACUGCCACUGUACGAGGCACCGACCGCGCGCGCGCCUUGAUACCAGACGACAGGUAUAGUACUUUGUACGCGCUACAGUAUACAGGACGACUGCGGCAUGGAGACUGUCGAACAAGCGACCGACAAGCGCGGGAGCACGUAUGCGGCGGCACGCAUCGUCUGAUCCGGGACCCGUUGCGCAGGCCGUGCAGAAAUACAUCAACCAGAAAGCCAACACGGGGUGGGAAGAAGGGGGGGCCGCCACUCCCGCGCUGCCAUCACGCCACCAACAUCACAGCUGACGCGGGCGCUGCUGCUUCGUACAGUGUGUACGUACUACGCAAGUACUGAACAUGCCACUGCUCCACUGCCGCCCCCCGCCGCCGCCGCCGCGGGAAACGACAGCCUGGGAACGGGCUGCUGCUAAUGCCGCCGCCGACCAAAAGAGGGGAGUAAACGGAGCCCGGCGGGAGGCGAUAGCCACUCAUGGACGCCAACGGUGGCAUUCCAAGUCGCCCGUCCAGAAAAUGGCGGUCCGUCGAAAUUUUUUGAAUUUUUUUUGGCUGGUUUUGUCCUUGCUCGGACUCCUCCCGCGCGCCUUACUCGUAGCAGAGUCAAUUGUCCCGUCCUGGUGGGCCCCGCCGAGUGGUGCUGCGAGCGGCCGGGGGAUGCGCGCCGCCAAGUGGGGCCGGAGCCCCCGAAGCCCGGGACAGCGACUCCGUGGACGGGGUCCUACCGGCCUUGUCUCGUCGGGGGCACGUACUUGCACAAUAGCUGCAGUGCAGUCGGCAUUGUCAUCAUGGGUACGGAGGAGGAAGGGGAGCAUGACCAUGCGGGGACGUGGGGGGCCUCGUCGAGGUGGCAUUCGAUGGUGGUGGUGAUGGUGAUGAGGGUAAGAGGGGGAUCACGCGCAUCGCAUGGAGAUUUGCGCAGACGAAAAUGAACCAAACGGAAAAUAUCUGCUGCAUGAGCCCACUCGCUCUGAUAUUGUCCAUCUCCGUCGUAUUACCCCCAAUUUUCGGCCCCGAUGCGAUGCCGACUGCAACGGUGACAGACAAUCGAAUCCAUCUGUACUGCCCUUAUUCUGCACCAUUUCCAUGCAGUCAUCACCAUCUGGUUAGGUGAUUAUACGAGCUGAGCUCCCGCUUCGACUUUCAUCAAGGUUGUCUUGACCUUUUUCAACGAGAUAUAAUAGUCAGCUUACAUACCAUCACCUACGGACGGCUAGCGAGGAGAAAUUUGUCGACUCGAGUCCCAUUGCGGCCGAUAAGUCCCUCCGCCAUCGGUCGACCGUGUCUAAUGCUCUCGUCAUGACAUUGAGCGAACUUGCCAUAUACUUUUUGGACUCUCCAUUUAGAAUAUCAACCGUUUGUCCAUACAAGACGCGAGACUCUCAUCUUCAUGCUAGACUGUGGCCCCUCGACUCGGCCGACGCACGAGCCAGACUGCAUAUUGAAAGGGAGCGCUGAUACUGGCCGCCCUUUAGAUGCCAGUGCCAGUGCCAUUGGCCUCGGACUGAGCCCUUAGCGUACUUCGAAAUUGCAAGCCUUUUCAUUGCCUCCUCAUUCAAUCGGCAAAUGGCGGCGGUCGAGACAAAAGAAGCGGGCGGUGACGUGGGCGGAGGCCACCACCUGCCCUGGGCCUGGGCGGACGGCGGCUCAUUGAAGACUUUCGACGAGCAGCGCGCUAUUCAUCCAAUUGGAUCGCUGCCGAGGAAAUUGGCAUUACGAAUCAAAUGACUGACUUUCCUCUGCUUGAGAAGUUGCACACCACGCACCUUCCUUCAAUUCCCUUCGCAGCAUAGAAGUGGCAGGUGCGGGGCAAAGCCACCUCCGCAUUCCACGCCGGACAUUGCCGGCGCAACAACUUCACUCCUCCCUUAUCGACGCAUCAAUCGACGGCGCGCAGCAUCAUUAAAUUGAACCGCUGCAGUCGAGUUGACCCCCGCACGAGCCUCGUGCGUAACGUUACCGCUUUGUUUAACCGCCUUCCCCCACGCCGAGUCGUCGAGGUGAGAUGAUCGGCGUGUGGGGUAGCUGCAGGUAGGUAGAGAGCUAUAUCAAAACAACGCGGAGACCCCUGGACCUCGACCUGGAGAGCUUCUCAUACCUCGUCGGGUCGUUGAUUCAUAUCCCGCGACGCAACGAUGCACGUGCGCAACACCCUCGUGGCUCUCGCCGCGCUCGCCCUCGGCCCGGCCGACGCGCUCUGGCCCAUCCCCAAGGCGGCCAAGACGGGCGACAAGGUCCUCUUCAUCGACCAGACGGUCAAGGUGUCGUACAAUGGCCAGCAGAUCAGCUACACCGCUGGCUACGAACCGCCCGCCGGUCCCAGAUUCAACAGCAGGGACAUGGUCCAGGGCGGCGUCUCGCGGACCUUUGACGCCAUCUUUCAGCACGGCUUCGUCCCAUGGAUGCUCCGCGGGCGAGACGAAAAAUACGAGCCAGACCUGCACAGCGCGCCCUCGAGACGCCUCAGGACGCUCGACAUCACACAGACGGGCAACGACAGCACGCACACGUUCAAGCCGCUCGCGGGCCAGCUCGACGAGUCGUACACGCUCAACGUGACGGCCGAUGGGCGGGCCUCGAUCCGCGCCGUCUCAUCCAUUGGCGUCCUUCGCGCCCUCGAGACCUUCUCGCAGCUCUUCUGGAAGCACAGCGCCGGCACCGCCUGGUACACGGCCCUGGCCCCUGUCUCCGUCGCGGACACGCCCAAAUUCCCCCAUCGCGGCAUCCUGCUCGACGUCAGCCGCCACUGGUUCCCCGUCGACGACAUCAGGCGCACCAUCGAUGGCCUCGCCAUGAACAAGAUGAACGUCCUACACCUGCACAUCACCGAUACCCAGUCGUGGCCGCUCGAGAUUCCGGCCCUGCCACGCCUCACCGAGGCCGGCGCCCACGCUCCCGGCCUGACCUACUCGCCCAAGGACAUCGCCGGCCUGUACGAGUACGCCAUCCACCGCGGCGUGCAAAUCAUCAUGGAGAUUGACAUGCCCGGCCAUAUCGGCAUCGAGGACGCCUACCCCGGCAAGUCGGUCGCGUUCAACGCCAAGCCCUACGAGUGGUACUGCUCGCAGCCCCCCUGCGGUUCCUUCAAGCUCAACAGCUCCGACACGUUCGAGUUCCUCGACGCGCUCUUCGCCGACCUGCUACCGCGUGUCUCCCCCUACGCUGCCUACUUUCACACCGGCGGCGACGAAUACAAAGCCAACAACUCGCUGCUCGACCCAGGCCUGCGCACCAACGACCUCACCGUGCUGCAGCCGCUGCUCCAAAAGUUCCUCGACUUUGCCCACGGAAAAGUUCGUGCCCACGGCCUCGCCCCCUUUGUCUGGGAGGAGAUGGUGCUGCAGUGGAAUGCGACCGUCGGCAAUGACGUGGUGAUUCAGUCGUGGCUCGGCUCCGGUGCCAUCAAGAAGCUCACCGACGCCGGCCACAAGGUCAUCGACAGCAGCAACGAGUUCCUCUACCUCGACUGCGGCCGCGGCGAGUUUAUCGAUUACGAGACGGGACCGGCCUUCCAAAAGGCGUACCCUUUCAACGACUGGUGCAACCCGACCAAGAACUGGCGCGUCGUCUACACGCAUGACCCGCUCGUCGGCCUGUCCAAGGCGUCGGCGGCGCGCGUCAUCGGCGGCGAGGCGCCCGUGUGGACCGAGACCAUCGACCCGGCCAGCGUCGACACCAUCAUCUGGCCCCGCGGCGCCGCCGCCGGCGAGGCCUGGUGGUCGGGCUACCAGGACCCAGACACGGGCCGCAACAGGUCCAUGUAUGACGUCCGCAUCCGCCUUUCGGAGCAGCGCGAGCGCAUGCUGGCCCGCGGGGUCAAGGCCACGGCCAUUACGCAGUUGUGGUGCAACCAGGCGGCCAAGGAUGACUGUGCGGGCACGCAGUAGUCACGUAGAAGG